This is a messenger RNA of Bolinopsis microptera, 929 nucleotides long. RefSeq lists its product as uncharacterized. Lineage: Eukaryota; Metazoa; Ctenophora; Tentaculata; Lobata; Bolinopsidae. The transcript has 2 exons. Bases 15 to 929 code for a protein of 304 amino acids. The record is from RefSeq and is a predicted model, not a curated record.
AGUCCACGCUAGAAAUGGAUGAUUUCACAAAACCAGCAGUCGACUGUUUUGUUGAAGCGCUGUACUCUGGUGAAGUCGAUAAACUGGAAAAAGACAUCUUUGAAGAAGUUAACAAAAUGGCACAUGUAUUCGAUGUGUCUUGGUUGACUAAGAGAUGUCUGAAGUUUUACAAAGCAGACGUACUGAAGUUUGAGAAUAAUUCGUACAAAGAAAUGUUAUUUGCUUGCGAGAUUGCUAGCAGGGCGCAUUACAAUCUGAAAGACAGCAAGUAUGUCAGCUGUUUUGUGAAGAAUGUUACUUUCAGUGGUAACGGUAAAUUUAUCUUUUUACAGAGAUAUAUGGCUGGCUUUUCUGCGCUACCCAAACGUCGGAUUGACAUGUCCUUAGUUAUUGCUGCUAAUGAUCUGAACAUGAUCAGCAAUUUUGUUAUAUCCUACAUUUCUUCAACCUUAAAAUGCAAGGGAUUGGAUGAUAAUUCUCUGUACAUGUUACAAAAGCUGGAUAUCCAGAAGUUCAGCUGUACAUUUUCUUCUGAAUUAAAUGAAUUAACAGACUUCCUGGCCGCCAUUACCGAAGAUUCUGAAUGUGCUGAAAUGAAAGCGGUUGUAGAGAAGUUUGUUAAAGGGAGAGAUACUGAAGAGUCAAGUAGCUCUAAAGAAGAGCUAGAAGUUGAUGAAAGUAGUGAAGAUGUACAAGACAGUGAUGGUGAGGAUUGUAAAGAUGUUGCUAAUCAAACUGACGAAAUAGAGUCAGGUUGGAUACAGUGUGUUACUGAGACAAACUACACCCUGUCACACUACGAACCAGUACAGAUGAUAACUAACACUACAGAGUCAGGGGGUUAUAUUGUUGUGUGUUAUACUCUAUCUGGAGAAGGUGGGAGUAGUGGGGAAUAUAUUUGGAUUAAUAGAGAUAGAACCAAUCAGUGA